AUAGGCUGGAUUUGUCAAUAGAAACAAUUAAUAUUUUCUUUGAACGUCAUGAUAUACAAAGAUAUAAAUUUGAUAUUGAUUUAAAGGGAAAUGUAUUUAUAGUUGAGGUAGAAAAAGCAGUGCAUGCAUCAGUUAUUGAAGUUCCUAAAGGAGCUUAUUAUCAAUUACGUGAAAAAGAAAAACCGUCAGCACCUGAUAUUGCUAUAUAUCUGAGCUUGAAUAUUAUUCCAAAAUCUUAA
Messenger RNA from Funneliformis mosseae, 239 nucleotides. The record is from the annotation of a GenBank genome assembly. NCBI's taxonomy places the organism in Eukaryota, Fungi, Glomeromycota, Glomeromycetes, Glomerales, Glomeraceae.